UCAAUCCUAGCCACAAGCUCUCCCGGGGCUGAGGAUGACUCCCCACUCCGGGCUCCUCCGGCGGCUCCGCAUCGGCCGUCGACCAAAACCCGCCCUGCUAAAUACUCGCUCGCUACAGCUCUCCUCGCAAUUACUAAAUUAACAGCUCCGUUAGCACGAGCUGCGGGGAGGGAGUUGGGAGGAGAAACAGAGGUGCCGGGGCGAUGGGAACCGUGCUCGAUUCGCACUUCCUGGCGCUCACCGCCAUCGUUACUGUGGGGUACCAGCUGCUGUUCUUCAUCAUCACAGCUCUCCUCCGGUUCGAUAAGGUCACGGAUUUCGCAGGCAGUACAAAUUUUGUCAUAAUCGCCAUCCUAACAUUAGUUUUGAAGGGAGCAUGGCAUUUUCGUCAGAUUGUGCUGACAGUGCUUGUUACCAUUUGGGGUCUUCGCCUAGGACUAUUUUUAUUGAUGAGGAUUCUGCAAUGGGGUGAAGACCGACGGUUUGACGAAAUGCGUGAUAAUUUGGGGAAAUUAGCAUUUUUCUGGAUUUUCCAGGCUGUUUGGGUUUGGACUGUCAGCUUGCCUGUCACUGUUGUGAAUGCAAGUGACAGAAACCCCUCGAUUGAAGCCAGGGACAUAAUCGGUUGGAUAAUGUGGUUGGUUGGGAUAUGUGUAGAAGCAACAGCUGAUCAGCAGAAGCUUGUGUUCAAGAAUUCUCCAAGUAAUAGGGGAAAGUGGUGUAACGUUGGUCUUUGGAAGUAUUCUCGCCACCCGAAUUACUUUGGGGAGAUGUUCCUUUGGUGGGGAAUAUUUGUAGCAUCAACCCCAGUUCUCUCAGAUGCUGAAUGGCUUGUGAUUCUUGGACCUAUAUUCCUGACUCUUCUGCUUCUUUUUGUUAGUGGAAUCCCACUCCUUGAGUCAUCUGCUGAUAAGCGCUAUGGACGAAUGGAGGAAUACCGUGUAUACAAGAACACUACAAGCCCUCUUAUCCCAUUGCCACCAGCCGUGUACGGUUCCCUGCCUGCAUGGUUCAAGGUUGCCUUCCUCCUUGAGCUCCCCCUCUACAAUCCUGGGCCAGGAGCUGAUCCAAUCAAACUACGGUGAGCCCAUUGAUGGGUCAGCCUGAUAUUUGUGUUGUUAUUGUGUACUGGGCAAUUGUUUCCCCUUCGAUUCCAAGGGUUGACAAUGGAGUCUGGCCCCUAUUUAUCACUCAUGAGGCUCAAGCAUGUAUAUUGUUGGUUAAAAGUUAGAAUUUCUUUUGUUGCACUCCUUGUCUCCAUGUGCAGAUCAGUAGUCAGUAGAUGAUCAUGCGAACUGAACUUUGAACCGAUACUAGGAGUGUCUCAAUUUGGUAGUAUUCGUUAUGCAGACACGGUAUUUUUGUAUCUUACAUUCUUAGUUAGUACCAGGACUGAACCUUUUAAA
This is a messenger RNA of Sorghum bicolor (sorghum), 1406 nucleotides long. RefSeq lists its product as uncharacterized. Gene Ontology annotation, cellular component: membrane. The record is from RefSeq and is a predicted model, not a curated record. Bases 204 to 1085 code for a protein of 293 amino acids. The transcript is spliced from 10 exons. Gene Ontology annotation, biological process: lipid metabolic process. Gene Ontology annotation, molecular function: oxidoreductase activity, acting on the CH-CH group of donors. Lineage: Eukaryota; Viridiplantae; Streptophyta; Magnoliopsida; Poales; Poaceae.